GAAUGAUCCAUGUUAUCGUAUAAUUGAGAUGAGACACUCUCUGGCUCAGAAAUGUGCAAGACCUAAACACAGCUUGAGGUUAGUUCAAGUGCUUUAAAUCUGUAUGAGUAAACCACUCACAGGAAAAGAGAGGCAGGAAGUCAUAAACAGAGAAGACUGUGAUUUUAAGAGCUUUAACAAGAUGAUGAAACAACAGAGAAAAACAGAGGUCAUUUUUGUCUGGGUCUUAGCCAUCUGGCUCUCUUCAGUUGUCAACAGUGAAAGUAAUGUGGAGCUGAGAACCAGUACUGAGGUAAAGGCUCAGUGUGAUCAGAAUGUGUCCCUGCAGUGUGACAUCAUGUCAUCGAGCCCACUCGAGAUCAUUCUCUUUUCCUGGGUAUGGAAAAUGAAACAGCUGUGUGUGGUCAAUGCCACUGGUGUAUUCUCCUUUCCUGGCGUCCGGUGUGACAUCACAAACAACACCCUCACACUCAAUCUGACUCGGGUGAUGCCGUCCAGUCAGGGUAACUACACCUGCAAACUGCGCUCCAACCUAAUGAUCACAGCUGCCAACACCACUGUGACAAUGCAAGAGUGCCUAAGGACAUCUGAGCACAAAGUGUUCCAGAAUGAGUCUCAGAUUGAGUGCCAGUUAUUUGGAGUUUACCCAGAAGGCACAGUACACUGGUUCCUGGGCUCUGAGAAUAUAACAGAGUCCGCCAGCACCAAGAGCCAGCUGGAUGAAGAGGGGCUGUUUGAUAUAAGGAGUACCCUGCCUACCCAGGCUGGGACUGAGCCUUACAACUGCUCCUUGUGGAUACCUAGUAGUGGAACCUACAGCUCUCACAAACAGCUGCACUACUCCAGAGUGAUCUCUUCAGGGACAAAGACUAGGAGCAGACUGCUGUUGGUCUUCAUCCUGGUUGGACUCAUAAUCACAACAUAAGACUACUCAUGGGAGGUCAGGAGGUUUUUUACUGAACAUGGGACUUCGAACAACAGUAGGGAAAAGGGCUUUCCUGGUCAGGGCACAUCUACACAGGAUGGAUCAGGGCCUUUCUCUUACUGAGUGAAGAGAAAGCAAACCUGGACUGCCAUGGCCAAAGUGGAUAUAUGUUUUCACUUUUUAUACUGGGAAGCAAAAUAUCAAAGUAAUUACAAUAUAUACAAUUUAAUUUUAAACUGAAAAUCAUUGUACUUUGGGAUUUGAGAAUACUGUAAGAAGUUUUCAUUGUUUGUCUUCAACGUUAUACACUUGUUUAAAUUGCAUUGCUUAUUACAGUAGUAGAAUACUGCUUCCUGGUGGUGAAAGUGUUUACUGAUGGAAAUAGUAUUGCUGUUAGAUGCGUAAUAAAGAUAUUCUAAAUUGUAUUGUUGAAUU
This is a messenger RNA of Oncorhynchus mykiss (rainbow trout), 1360 nucleotides long. RefSeq lists its product as uncharacterized. The record is from RefSeq and is a predicted model, not a curated record. Gene Ontology annotation, molecular function: signaling receptor binding. Gene Ontology annotation, cellular component: external side of plasma membrane. Gene Ontology annotation, biological process: T cell receptor signaling pathway; regulation of cytokine production. NCBI's taxonomy places the organism in Eukaryota, Metazoa, Chordata, Actinopteri, Salmoniformes, Salmonidae.